UAUAUAAAUCAAAUCUCCAUCGGCGCCGUGGAUUAAUUAUCCAUUGUUGUGCGGGUGAGCACAAAAAUGCCCUCCUCGCUUCACCUUCAUAGAAUUAAUUCAAUAACCGCCUCCGUCGGGCAUCAGAAGUCGGGUAGGGUUUCGUGGGUUUGUCCCGUCACUGGCGGCGACAAUGAUGUUGUAGUGCCGGAACGCGUGCUGCGCCACCACACGCACCCAAUGGGACCGAACCAGUGCUGCUCGGCGGCGGUGCGCGCGAUCGAGUCGGCUCCGGUCGACGUGGUGUGGUCCGUGGUCCGCCGGUUCGACCGGCCGCAGGAGUACAAGCACUUCCUGAAGAGCUGCCACGUCAUCGUCGGGGAGGGCGGUGUGGGCACGCUCAGGGAGGUGCGCGUGGUGUCCGGCCUCCCCGCAGAAUGCAGCACCGAGAGGCUGGAGAUCCUCGACGACGAGAAGCACGUGAUGAGCUUCAGCGUCAUCGGCGGCGACCACCGCCUCCGCAACUACCGCUCCGUCACGACGGUGCAUGCGGCGGCCUGCGGCGGGGCGGUGGUGGUGGAGUCGUACGUGGUGGAUGUGCCGCCGGGAAACACCAAGGAGGAGACGUGUGCAUUUGUGGAUACCAUCCUGCGCUGCAAUCUGCACUCAUUGGCUCAGAUCGCUCACAAUUUGGCCAGAGAUCACCCUAAUUAGUUUUAAGUAAUUAUAUUAAUUAUUCAUCUGAUGUAAAUUUAGGGAAUUUGGAUCUUGAUUUUUGCGAACAACUGUU
Molecule: messenger RNA, 769 nt
Organism: Andrographis paniculata
Lineage: Eukaryota; Viridiplantae; Streptophyta; Magnoliopsida; Lamiales; Acanthaceae
Product: abscisic acid receptor PYL4-like
Exons: 1
Coding region: 67-693 (208 amino acids)
Biological process (GO): abscisic acid-activated signaling pathway
Cellular component (GO): cytoplasm; nucleus
Molecular function (GO): protein phosphatase inhibitor activity; abscisic acid binding; signaling receptor activity
Source: RefSeq, a predicted model, not a curated record